Molecule: messenger RNA, 540 nt
Organism: Rhizophagus irregularis DAOM 181602=DAOM 197198
Lineage: Eukaryota; Fungi; Glomeromycota; Glomeromycetes; Glomerales; Glomeraceae
Source: RefSeq, a predicted model, not a curated record
UUUUUUUGAUUUUCUGCAUUGAUCGUGGCUUUUUGUCUUACUCUUAUGCUUACUAGAUGUGGCAACCUUGCUCGUUGUCUUUUACUUCAUUUCUUCGUUUAAUUUUAUUGCAUCAUUUUCCAAAGAUUUUAUUCAUUCUCUUUCUAUCUUUAAAUCAUUUUCCAGAGUUCUUAUUCGUUCUUCAGCUAUCCUUUUUAAUUCUUUGCAUUCCGUUAAUCUAUCUACAUUUUCUUGUAUUAUCUCAUUUUUUUCCAUAAUUGUGUCCUCCGCUUUUUCAGAGCGUCCAAAAGGCAGCUUUUUCUUUUUCUCCUCCAAGUUUCAUUGUAAAGACAGCAACUUUUACCAAGGUAUCAUAGUCAGUUACCCCUGUUAGUCCUAUUAUACGUCUUUCUGAGAGAACUGCCUUAUGUAUCUGAAAACCCAGGUCUUCUUCCAAAUGUGUUUUUUCGUAUUCUGCUAAGUCUAAUUUUUCAAUUUUCCUCAAAGCUAGAUAAAAAUCUUUUGUGUAUUCUACCUCAAAACCUGCAAAGCCUCUAUAAA